AUGGCAGAGAUCUUUGUGGGCUAUACUCGGCCUUGUCUCAGGAUGCUGCCGUGCUCCAUUAUGAGUUCCACUCCUCUGCAUGAGCAAGAGGCCCAGGUCCUUCAGCAGGGUGGCGGUCAGGGUGGGGAGGUGGUACCCUCAGGCAGUGUAGCCUCCCGCCCCCCUCAGCCCCACUCAGACCCCCAGGCCUCCAGACGUGUCUGCUUCUAUAAGAGUGGAGACCCCCAGUUCGGAGGUCACCGGAUGGUCAUCAAUGCCAGGACCUUCAAGACCUUCGAUGCCCUCCUGGAUGCCCUGUCUAAGAAGGUUCCCCUGCCGUUCGGGGUCCGCACCAUCAACCCCCGUGGCUCCCACCCUGUCCGGGGUCUGGAAGAGCUGCAGAAUGGGGGCUCCUAUGUCUGCUCGGACCAGCGGAAGGUGAAGCCCCUCAACCUGGACGUGGCUAACCGCCGCCAGCCACCCUGGAACACCACCACCCGGCCCGUCAGCGGGGUCGGAGGGCGCAGCGAGGAGUCGUGGUGUCCCCGGGGAAAUCAACCGGCCGGCAGACAGCAGGAUCAGGACCCUAAAAGGCUGAUAGUAUUUAAGAAUAGAGACCCCAGUGUGAGGAGGACUGUAGUUCUGCAGAGAAGAACGGCUCCAACCUAUGAUGCUCUACUGGACUACCUGUCAGUCAUCAUGCAGUUCCCUGUACUGAAGCUGUACACACCAGAUGGCAGCAGGGUUGAAGGUCUGCCAGCCUUGAUCCUGUGUUCUGGGGUGGUGGUAGCUUCGGGGAACGAACCUUUUAGACCAGGGAACUAUGACUUCCUGAGACCGACCCAGCCUGCUGCUGCUCUGUCCUUUAACUCAGACUCUAUAGAACCAACCAGGCUAAAGCCUCUAACAGAAAAUAAAACAUCGUUAUCCAGCGGGCGGCGGUCCAGGAACUUCAGCCUGUCAUCAGAGAGAUACUUUGUGAACCAGAUCAACAAGUCUGUGAACGAUAGCUCCUAUGGCCAGCCGGUCCGCCUCCCAGAGAACAUGGAGACAAACCAGAGAAAGACCCAGGGCUCUAUAGAUAUGGAGACAGAGACGUAUCAGCUUGUAGAGGACAACGGGAAGACCUCCAUCGUACCGCAGGAUGAUGACAUUGAGAAGUCCUUCAGGGUCAACCAGGAUGGCAGCAUGACCGUUGAGAUGAAGGUCCGUCUGACCAUUAAGGAGGAGGAGAUGAUCCAUUGGACGACCACGUUGAGCCGCUCCAGCGUGGUGACCAAUCAUAAACUAGGAGCCAAGUCGGUAUCCACCCCACAGUCCCCCGACAACAACGUGGAGGCGAAAGACCCUAACAUUGGUCUCAGUGAGGAUGAGACCAAGGAGAGUAACCACCCCAGCCGCAAUGCAGAGAGGGACGUGGCCUUCAGCGGGACGGACGGAGGAGGGACGGACAGUGGCGCUGGAGGCAGGGCUGGUUCUCUGAAGGCCCACCCCCGUCAGAAGCGGAUGCCAACCCCUGGGCUGAGACAGGUGAAAAAGAAACAGGCGUCUGUGGAGAGCGUAACCAUGGUGAUGGAGACAGGUGUCCAGGAGACCAGCCUGGGGACUUUUUCGUACACAGAGUGCAUGGCAGAUGGGGAAACCACAGAGGGGUACUGUGUGGUCCGGCAGAGCAGCAGCAGCUCCAGGUUACCCGCCAUACCACCUGUCCCCAAGCCCAGGAAGAGUGGCUCGGCUGGGGCCAGCAGGGCCAUCAGGACCAGCUCCCACUCCUCACUCCGUUCCUCUGGAGUAGCAGAGGUGAUGCAGAUUCAGAACAAUGGUAAUGGCAGGGAGAUCACUGAGACCGUCAUGCACAUCUACGAGAGGAGACAGAGCAGCUACGAUAACUACUAUGCCAACGCCCUGGGGGCCGGGUAUGGGACAUGUGGGGAGGGAGGUGGGGGUUAUGCAGGCGAGGCAGGGUAUGGUGGAGGUUGUGGUGGUGGCUCCAACCCCAUUCCGCGGAGUAAACCGGCCUCUUCAGAUUCGGGGCCGCGCUCCUCCGUGGACUUAACCCGACCAUCCAGUACCAGUGACUCACUGAACCAACAGAGGGAUGAGAUACUCUCUCUGUCUUCUGAACCCACCUCACCUUCUCAGAAUGUCACCCUUCCAUUUCAAAAACAACCAGAGAUCAUUAGCAACAAACUGUCGUCUUUCCCAGACAACGAAGCUUACGCCGCGCCAGAGUCUUACACAGAGUCAUCUCCUAAAGAGACAGAAUGGCCAGAACCAAAGACUCAACUGAGUGAGAGCUUCUCCAUGCCUGUCUUGCACCCCCCUCUAGCCCCCUCUGGGGUACACCAGUACGUAGAGAACUGGCUGCAGAACAUCGCCCCGGAGUCCAUCCCCUAUGUCCCCUACAUGGAGGAGGGAGGCCAGGACACAGAAGAGACUGAACCCAGGACCAAGGUAAACAUGGAGGAUGAAGGCCAGGACACUGGGGAGGCUGAACCCAGGACCAAGGUAAACAUGGAGUACGAAGGCCAGGACACUGGGGAGGCUGAGCCCAGGACCAAAGUGAUCUUCCAGAUAGGAGCCGACUCAGAGGUUGAGUCAGAAGUGAAGAGUGAUUACCCAGAGGAUCAACAUCUGCCCCAGGGGGGAGACCACCUCUCAGUGGGAGGCAUGUCCAUGUCCUGCCUGUCUGUCCCUGUCAGCUACGCCGAGGCUCAGGUCGACCUCUCUAACCCCCAGAGGACCAGGAAACUGUGCUCCUCUAUGCCCAGUGUCAGGAUCGACCCGGUGGAACAGCAGAGCAGGCUCGGUCUCCUCCACCGCUCAGCGUCCUUUGUCCCUCAUCCUGUAGAGCACAGUGAGUCUUCCUCCUCCACCCACCACCUCCUUAUCCCCAAGGCCACUCUUACACCGAUCUUCCGUCAGCUCUGCUCCUCGAUACAGUGCAUCAGACAGGCCUCCCAGCCUCCUGCCAGCCUGGAGAAAUCACACAGCAUGCCUGACUUCUCCUCUCAGGUGUCAUCGGUGUUCGGCUCGUCCUCCAAGGCGCUGAUGUCCUUCCUGUCGGUGUCCACCCUGAAGGACACCCUGUCAUCAGCCCUGGGAAAAGGAGGAGGAGGAGAGUUUUGUAGAGGGAACUCUAACAGCGGGUCGGAGGCCCUCCUGGUGAUGCAGUCGCUCCAGAAGAUCUCCACCAUGGAGGACGAGGAACAGCAGAGAGCCAGCCUGGCCAGCCUGCAGAGCCGGACCUCUGAUCAGCUGAAGGACAGCUGGAGAGACUUCCAGGAAAGGAGCAGUGAAAUGGGAGACAGGGAAAGUCCUCCUCUGUCUCCGAGCACCAACCAGGAGUUUGCCUUGGAUGUGGAGUCUGAGGCGGGUGACGAGAACGGAGGACGGUUGGGUAUCGAGGAGCUCAUGGAGGAACUUAACAUGCCCCAGGAACUCAGGGAUGAGGUGUCGUCGUUGGUGGAGGGAGAGAGAACAGUGCAAUAUGCCAUGAGGUCUCCAAUGUUAGGGGGCAGCGUCAGUGAUAUGUCUUAUGCUGUUGACACUGAGGUAGACAAAGUAGAGUGUGAUGAGAUUGAGGAACUAGAGGUGUUUGAGGAAGAUGUGAAGAAGAUACCUGAUAACUGGCCUGGGUCUGAAGCUUCUCAACAAAGACCUUCAGCUGAAGAGGAGGAGGAGGGGAAGCAGGGGGGAGAGGAAAAUCAGGAGGAGCAGAAGGAGGAGGAACAGGAUGAGGAGGUACAGGAGGUGGACGGGGAGGGUUUGGAUGCUCGAGAGAGAAGAGACUUCCCACAAACAGAAGCAACAGCCUCUGAGGAGAAAGAUGUGGAGGAAGGAUAUGACGCUGAGGUGGAGGAUGAGAAAGAAGAGGUGGAGGAUGAGAAAGAAGAGGUGGAGGAGGAAGAUGAGAUAGAAGAGGUGGAGGAGGAAGAUGUGGAGGAGGAGGAGGUGGAUGAUGAGAAAGAAGAGGUGGAGGAGGAGGAGGAGGAGGAGGAGGAGGAGGAGGUGGAGGAUGAGAAAGAAGAGGUGGAGGAGGAAGAUGAGGAGGUGGAGGAUGAGAAAGAAGAGGUGGAUGAGGAGGAGGUGGAGGGGGUAGUUAAGGUGGAGGAGGUGGAGGAUGAGAAAGAAGAGGAGGAGGAGGGAGUUAAGGUGGAGGAGGAGGAGGUGGAGGAGGAUGAGAAAGACAAGGAGGAGGGUGAAAAGGCACAUAAUGGAGAGAAGGGAGAUAAUGAGGAAGAGGAGGAGAAAUACGAGGAGUUGGUUGAGGAGGAAAUUAAGGAUAUGGAGGGAGAUUAUGAGGGGGAGGAGGAAAGGGUGGAGGAGGAAGGGGAGGAAGGAGAUGAGCAGGAGGAGACAGAGGAGGAGGAGGGUGAUGAAGUUGAGAGGCAGAGGAAGGAGUUAGCAGAAAAGGAAGAGGAGGGAGAAGGUGAAGAAGAUGAGGAGAAAAAGGAGGAGAGAGAAGAGGUGGGGGAGAGUGAGGACAAGAGAUCUGAAUCAGACUUUGAAGAGGGCAGGAGUGUUGAUAGUCAUCCAUCCUCAGAUAACAAAGUCUGUUCCAGUGGCAGGAUGUUAGAUGAAGUCUGUUAUAUAGAAGAACGAGGUUUAGAAGAGGAGGGAGAGGAGAAGGAGGAGGAGCAGGGCAGCUGUGAAGAGCAGAAUUAUGACGAGGGGGAGCAGGUGGAGGAAGAGGAGGCAGCAGACGUUGGUGCCAUUCUCAGGACGGUCCUGGUAACUGCGACCAGGAGACAACACCGCACAGUGCUGGUGGUCUUCCGUAUCGUGGUAGCGUUCAUUGUCUGCUGGGCGCCGUACAACCUAUUCAUAUUCGUCAUGUCUGUUUACACACCUGUAGACUGUGGGGUCAAGGAGCGUCUGCAUGUUGUGUCCGUUGUGUGUCGUAUUGUGGCCUACGCCCACUGCUUCCUGAACCCUGCUCUCUACAUGCUGUCUCACUCCUUCAGACGACAUCUUCAGCAAACUGGAUGCAGUUUAUCACAGUGCCAUCCGUUUUGUCACUAA
Molecule: messenger RNA, 5004 nt
Organism: Oncorhynchus masou masou (cherry salmon)
Lineage: Eukaryota; Metazoa; Chordata; Actinopteri; Salmoniformes; Salmonidae
Biological process (GO): G protein-coupled receptor signaling pathway; retina development in camera-type eye; axoneme assembly
Cellular component (GO): membrane; axoneme
Molecular function (GO): G protein-coupled receptor activity
Source: RefSeq, a predicted model, not a curated record